CGUUUCUUUUACACAAUUCCACCGUCGCGAAAAGAGCAACGUGUGUAAUAAAGCAAUUUUUGUGAUUUGGUUGCGAUUUUCAACAAAAGCAAUUUCAAGUUUUUCUUUUAGUUUUGCAACAGUAUUUGCAACUCUAAAUUCUAAUAAGAGGUGUGUAAUCCAUCUUAAAUCAUAAGGCUAAAAAAGUAGAUUUUUUACGCGCGGCUUUCUAUCAAAGGACAUCUAAAUUUUUGUUUCACAUCGAAAAUGGCCGAAGUUGAGAAAGAGGCACCAGAGAAAACCAUUGCUGAAGAUUUGGUGGUGACUAAAUACAAAUUGGCUGGUGAAAUAGUCAACAAAACUUUGAAGGCUGUAAUUGAUCUCUGCGUGACAGAUGCAUCUGUGCGUGAUGUCUGCACUAAGGGUGACAACCUUAUUAUCGAGGAAACCAACAAAGUAUAUAAGAAAGAAAAGGACCUGAAGAAAGGUAUUGCAUUCCCAACUUGUUUGUCGAUUAAUAAUUGCGUAUGCCACUUCUCACCAUCAAAGAAUGAUCCCGAUUACACACUCAAGGAAGGAGAUGUUGUUAAAAUUGAUCUUGGUGCACAUAUAGAUGGUUUUAUUGCUGUAGCAGCACAUACAAUUGUUAUUGGAGCCUCUAAUGAGAAAAAAGUGACUGGACGCCAAGCAGAUGUUGUUUUAGCUGCAUACUGGUCUGUGCAGGCAGCAUUACGGCUAUUAAAGGCAGGAAAUAGCAAUUACACGAUCACCGACGCCGUACAACAAAUUAGCGAAUCGUACAAGUGUAAACCCAUCGAGGGUAUGCUUAGCCAUGAGUUAAAACAAUUUAAAAUUGAUGGCGAAAAGACUAUCAUACAAAAUCCAAAUGAAAAUCAACGUAAAGAACACGAGAAAUGUAAUUUUGAGACACAUGAAGUUUAUGCUAUCGAUGUAAUAGUGAGCUCUGGAGAAGGCGUUGGUCGUGAAAAGGAUACAAAGGUCUCUAUAUACAAAAAAACGGAUGAAAAUUAUAUGCUUAAACUGAAGGCAUCGCGCGGGCUUUUGCAGGAAGUUAAAACAAAAUAUGGUAAUAUGCCCUUCAAUAUCAGACAUUUCGAUGAAGAAACAAAGGCGCGUAUGGGCGUUGUUGAAUGUGUAUCACACAAGAUGAUCGAACCUUUCCAAGUUCUUUACGAGAAACCAGCUGAAUACGUGGCGCAAUUUAAGCAUACUGUUUUGCUUAUGCCCAACGGAGUCAAUUUGGUUACUGGUAUUCCUUUCACGGAAGAGUACUUCGUUAGUGAGCAUAGCAUAGCCCAGCCAGAACUGAAAGAACUUGUCGCUACACCUUUGCAGCCAAGUAAGAAGGGUAAAGGUGGUGGAAAAAAGAAGGGUGCUGCUGCUUCAGCUGGCACGGACGCGGCUGCCACGACAUCGAAGGUUGAAUCCGCACCGGCAGUGGAGACCAAGGCCUGAAGAGUGUCUGCCGUUACUGCCUUUUAACAAUAAAAACACAAUCUAAUGAUCAAUCAAGAUGAUAUAAGUGAAACCAGCAACAGAAACAACAUAUUAGAAGCAAUAAGGUGUUUAACUAGAAUGGAGCAGAAGUAACAAACACAGCCAUUUUCUCUGAGCCUCUGCCAGAUGUGUGUAGACAUGGGUAGAGGAGAAUUUUAAGAAUUAUUGUGCAUCUGUGUACUCGUGGGUGUAGAGACAGCUAAUGACGACCAUCCAUUUGUCUCUGCACUGAAUUUUUAUUAUUUUAACUGAAACAAGAUAUAAAUAAAAAUAUUAAAAAAUAACAAUAUUAUCGA
This is a messenger RNA of Anastrepha obliqua, 1793 nucleotides long. Its product is annotated as proliferation-associated protein 2G4. The record is from RefSeq and is a predicted model, not a curated record. The transcript is spliced from 9 exons. NCBI's taxonomy places the organism in Eukaryota, Metazoa, Arthropoda, Insecta, Diptera, Tephritidae. The coding region runs from base 247 to 1455 and encodes 402 amino acids.